Molecule: messenger RNA, 2079 nt
Organism: Aspergillus alliaceus
Lineage: Eukaryota; Fungi; Ascomycota; Eurotiomycetes; Eurotiales; Aspergillaceae
Product: CBS domain-containing protein
Exons: 5
Coding region: 244-1818 (524 amino acids)
Biological process (GO): cellular response to glucose starvation; regulation of mitotic metaphase/anaphase transition
Molecular function (GO): protein serine/threonine phosphatase inhibitor activity
Source: RefSeq, a predicted model, not a curated record
UGGCCACUGCCGCCCGCCAACCAAACACCACCAAUUCCCCGCAACCCCGUGAUUUUGAUAGGUAACGGCAAUAACUGCCCAGAUAACCUGAUCAGUAGCUCAGUCUUGCAUAUGCAACGGUGAUGAAUACCAGCUACAGUGCGCACGGGUGAAAUUCAGAAUUUAACAAUUUAUUCCUUUUUGUUUAACACUGUCGGUGUCUCAGGGGAAUCUCCCGAGACCCCUCCAUCUCCCGGUUCAACCAUGACGGACCGCCAGCCAGAUGAAACGAUUGUAGACAAUUCUAGUGGGUCGAACGUUGCAUCACCUCGAUCCAGCACGGAUUCUCGCUCUUCAUCGAUGCGCAACCAGUCGCUCCGACUUUCGCAGGUUUCCUCGAACCACCAACACCGUCAUAGCCUCAGUGAAAGUCUACGCGGGGCCCCCGGCUCGCCGCGCAGCCGUCGACAACCGUCACUCACGCAAGCUGCGAUUCAGAGCUUGAUCGAUAACCCGCCGGCCCCGAACCAUGUAAACCCUGCAUUUGUCGGUCGCGAUUGGAGGGAAAUCUCGAUCGGAGAAUUGGUUAGCCCGAAAGAUUUGAAGUUUGUGGAGAUCGAUACAGGGAUUGAGGAUGCAACCAAUAUUCUGAUCGAUUCCGAUGCCCCUGUACUUCUGGUUCGCGAAACUACUGAGCACAAGACUGCGGUGGGCACUUUCGACUACUCGGAUCUUAAUGCGUACCUCCUCCUUGCGGCGGGAUUGACUCAGCCGGAUGAGAAUACCCUGGCUUCCUAUGAGGAACUAGCUCGGAAGGCCAGGGAAGGAAUUAAAAUCCCCUUGAAAGAUGUUAAGGAUCUGAGUAGGAAAGAACCGUUGACCACGCUUCCGGCGUCGGCUAGUGUGAUGGCAGCCGUCGAAACAUUUGGAGGGGGCGUUCAUCGGGUGGUUGUGGUCGAUGAGCAUAAGCAGAACGAGGUGGUAGGCAUUUUCAGUCAGUUUCGGCUAGUCAAGUUCCUUUGGGAGAAUGGGCGUAGCUUCCCUGUGAUUGAUCAGCUGUAUCCGCAGGCGCUGCGAGAUUUGAAGAUAGGGUCUCGGGAGGUGAUCUCGAUCAAUGGAGACAAGCCUCUGGCGGAGGCAUUGCAAAUUAUGAACAACGAGGGAAUCUCGUCGGUUGCUGUGGUGGAUAACCAUACCAACGUGGUGGGUAAUAUAUCAGUGACGGACGUUAAGCUCCUGACGCGCUCAUCUUCACUGCCUCUUCUCCACAAUACAUGUACACAUUUCAUUUCCGUGAUUCUUUCCGCCCGGGGUCUAGUGGAUGGCAAAGAUUCGUUCCCAGUAUUUCAUGUGAACCCGGGCUCGACGCUAGCGCACACAGUUGCCAAGGUGGUGGCCACCAAAUCCCACCGAUUAUGGAUUACCGACCCGUUAUCUCCUUCCUCGUCGGGGCCACCGACUCCAUCCCACUCGAGCGUGCAUCUCCCACUUCCUACAAGUUCUGGGAGCACACAAUCCCCUCCUUCGCCGACUCCUAGUAGUACUAAUCUUCAGGCUCCUAACUAUAGCACUCCGCAUCUGCCGAGUCCGCCUCAGCAAUACAUAAGCGCGACACACGCGGUGCCGUCCAUUCCUGCUUCCGCCCUCCCGGGGGCACGGCUCUCCGGACGACUAGUGGGAGUGGUCAGCCUCACAGAUGUACUGAAUCUGCACGCGCGGGCCAGCGGGCUAAGCCCGGCCGAUCCCGCGGAAAGCCGUAGCCGCCGGCGACGCAGCAGCAGUUCAAGCGUCAGCAUGCGGCGCAGCGGGGAGAUAGGACGGGAGUUGUUCAGUCGGUAGCGAUCGGGACUAGGAACAAGGAACGUUCUACCCUAAAUCCCUCAUCAAAUUUUCCAGGUUUGGUCUCAGGCGUACGUAUGGUAUAGUCCAUUUUGAGUUAGAAGAAGCUCCAAAUUCAAGAACCUCAAGCAUAUACAAACAUUUAUCCUUUCGACCCACAAUCACAAUAUCAACCCGAACGAUUCAAUGCCCGACAAUACCCAUCUCAACCUGACUCGAAGUGAUCGGCAAGCAUCGGCCACCCCGAAAGGUUUGACCAAC